AUGAGUGAGGCACAGAGAAUUCUCAUCGUCGGCGGCGGCCAAGGAAUCGGAUGGGAGGUGACUAAAGCCAUCCUGAGAUUAUCAUCUCAAGCACGCAUCGCCGUUUUCGGAUUCCACUUGGAAGAGGAAGUACGGAAACUACCUGACAAGACCAAUGGCCAGGUGGCGAUCGUUUCUCAGGGAGACGUAACCUCUGAGAAUGACCGGAAAUCGGUCGUCAAAGAAUGUUUGGAGAAAAUGGGUGGUAUUGACACGCUGGUCUUCACAGCGGGUGUUAUCACUCCGAUUGAGCGAAUCGAGAAGCUUAACAUGGAGGAGGUGAAGAGGACUUUCGACGUUAACGUCUUUGGAUGCAUGGCAAUGAGUCAGCUCUGCCUUCCCCACCUCCGCUACUCGCGCACCACAAAUUACACAAACGCCGCCUAUGGAAAGGCCAUUAUCCUCUCUUCUGGUUGCGACAAAGAGAUCUCCUACCAAGGUUGGAUGCCAUAUUGUACCACCAAAGCAGCACUCACCCGCUUCGUUGAGAUGCUUGCGCACGAAGAGCCUCUCCUUGCAGUGCAAGGGGUGUAUCCGAAGCUGACGCGUACAAAAAUGCCCAAGGAUGUGAUUUCGGGCAAGUACAAGGGAAUUAUGGCGGACCACGAGAUUGAGAAAUUCAGGGUGUGGAAUGAGAUUGGAGAUGAGAUGGUGGAGCCCCCGGAAUGGUGCGGGGAGGCAGUUGGGAAGUUAUCUUUGGGACUAUAUCCUGGAGGAAGGAGCGGUGCGAAGGAGAGGCGCCUCAUCCGCUCUCAUGUUAUGAUGGGUAAGAACGCAGGGCGAUCCCGUCCAUCUCGCCGGCAGAAGCACGAUGCUGCCACAAAGAAGAUCUCGCAAUACGAUUUGAUCGCAGCAAAGGAUCAAGUGCAAGGUUCUGAUCGACCGGUAAUAUACGAUCGCUUAAUUUAUAGCGAUUUGGCUUUCGCCGAUAUUCCUCGUCAAAGUGCCAAAUCAAUAGAGCUUCUGCGCCAAUGGCUUUCACUACUUGACAGGAGGCUAUAUCCACCAGAAUUCUGCUCGAGGCUCGACUUCAUGGACUAUGUUUGGCUCCAAUAUGUUUUUUACGACGAAGGAUAUAUGCAUGGUGUGCUCGCAAUAAAAGCAUCACUUCGUGAUUCCUUGGAGAGGCAGGCCAAAGCUUCGCCAGACGCGUUGGAGCACCUAUCGAAAGCCUACAAAUUGACUCAACGAAGACUAACAGGUCCCGAAGCUAUAUCAGAUAAGGCGAUAGCAGGCGUCACCAUUCUUGCCAUUUAUCAACUCGUACAUGGGAACGUAGGUGUUGGCUUGGUGCAUUUUGAUGGACUUUGCCACAUGAUACGAUUGCGAGGUGGCCUGGCGAAACUUAUGAAGCAUAACCGUGCAUUGGCUCAAAAGCCGUGGAGAAUUGAUCUAGAGUUUGCACUCCAAAGCGGCUUGGCCAUGCGAUUUGGUGGUACCGAAGCACCUGUGCCUGCCAAGACGAUGAGCCCGAAAGUCAUUUGCUCGACUUACACGAAGCUGUAUGAAUACGGCGUAGACGUAGAACUGGUCUGUAUGCUGUCCGACGUUACAGUUUUCAUCAACAUGCUUAAUGCGAUCAACGAGAUGAGUAGACUGGAUCCGCUUGACUUCUCUGAACAGGCUUUUCAACUCAUCCAUCGAUUGAUUGAUUUCGCGCCUUUACAAGGGACAAGAAACUGCCAACCACUGGAUGAGCUACUGCAGCUGAGCCUUCUCGCGAUUAUGACGACUUCGCUGCCAAAUUACACAACCGACGACCUCCGCUACGAGCUCUUAGCAAAACAACUUAAAAGAGCUAUUCUGCGCUGUGUUGCCAAGACCGACAAGAACAUGGAGCUUCUACUGUGGACGGUCUUCGUUGGCCGAGUUUCAAUUUUACAUAGCGACCAGGAUGGUUGGAUCACGCCUGUACUUUUGCAAAUCAGUCAACAGGUUCAGAUCCAGAACUGGCUGCAAAUUCGACAGAUUCUUAGCGGAUACUGUUGGAUACAUACGUUACACGAUGCUGUAGCCAUGAAGAUCUGGGAGAGAGCCCUUGAAGAGAGACCUAAAGGGGCUUGA
Messenger RNA from Didymosphaeria variabile, 2103 nucleotides. RefSeq lists its product as uncharacterized. Bases 1 to 2103 code for a protein of 700 amino acids. The record is from RefSeq and is a predicted model, not a curated record. The transcript has 6 exons. Lineage: Eukaryota; Fungi; Ascomycota; Dothideomycetes; Pleosporales; Didymosphaeriaceae.